This is a messenger RNA of Sclerotinia borealis F-4128, 1998 nucleotides long. Lineage: Eukaryota; Fungi; Ascomycota; Leotiomycetes; Helotiales; Sclerotiniaceae. The record is from the annotation of a GenBank genome assembly.
AUGACACAGGCCGAUUUCUCUCCUUACAAAUGCGAAAGUUCUCCGAAACGAAAGAGGAGUAGUAGCCUGAAUAUCCUGAUGCCGGACUUGAACGACUCAACAAUUCUAAAAGCUAAACGAAGAAAGCGCGAAUUGUCCGAGGAGGAAAAGCUUUCGCCCAUGAUGAAUGGGAGAGAAGAUGCCAAAUUGACGGUCAGCAAAAAACAGAUUGUCGAUCUCGCUCUGGCUCGAGAAACAAUCGAGUCCGAACUCAGCCUCGAGAUUCUUAUGAAGCAUAACGAGUUGCGCCUAAUCCAAGCCGAGCUUGCCAAAUGUCAAAUAUCUCUCGAACAACUACGUCGCGUCCACUUAAUACCAUUCCCAGGUGUUCAAGGUACCGGAGCUCAGGUUUCUCCCGAGGCGAUGUCCAUUGUUAGUGCUGGUACUGGUCCAGCAGUCUGGGGUGGCAACGACGUCCCUAAAUGGGCUCCGCCGUAUGGAAUUACCGAAGGGCCGUACACGAGACAUUGGGCAAAAUGGCUAAUUCCCGACCCGGAUUUUGAUGGUGUCAGUGUUGACUCUCAUGCAGGCCCAGGCAGACCACGCGCUGCUAAGACGGUACCGGAAGGAAGAGCUACUAGAAAUGGGAACGUUGAUGGAAGUACUCUGUCAACUAAAUCAAGAACACAUCGUGGAUCUUAUGGCCAAAAUUUACAAUCUCUUUCCAGUAGUAACUCUCAACCAAAGAAAACGGGACCAUCUAUUCUCAAGCGAAGCGAUGGUAAAACUGUUAAGCUUGUCUGCUUGGAUUGCAAUCGCGAAGAUUUCUCCAGUACUCAAGGUUUCAUCAAUCAUUGUCGCAUUGGCCAUCAUCGUGAGUUUAAGAGUCAUGAAGAGGCUGCUCAGAUUAGUGGACAGAUUAUCGAAGUCGAUGAGGUUGGUGCAGGUGCACCUACUGCUUUGGAGAAGAUGUCAAGUGUAUCAAUUGGUGAUCUCGUUCAUCCUCUUAUCAAAAGUGCGCCCGUCGACCAAGAAGCCCAUACUGCUCUUCUUUCUCGUAUCAACGAUUCUAUGAGCCUAUAUCGACAAGGCAGGCUUCCUGGUGUCACGUCAAUUCCUGGAAGUGCAAUUUCGUCACCACAGAAGCAACUCGAUGUGAAGCCCAAAGUGCAACCUCCAAAGCAAAGUUUCAUACCAUCAACCUCCACACCUCAUCUUUCCGAGUUAUUGAAGGGGAGAGGUUUCGGUGGUGAUCUUGACGAAAUAGUCGGUGAUGCAAAAACACGUAUCAAUAUGGAUGAACUUUCAUUAUCUGAAGAGGAAUCCUCUGAUGAUGAAGUAACUGAAACACCAACUGUUGCUGUUCCUUCUCGUCGCCCUGGUGGUUUUGAUGGACUGGUAGAUGCACCAAUGACGGGUAUGCGUAUGCCAGCCCGAGCUAUCAUGACACCAGCACACCUUGCACGGCCUACAAGCAGUAAAGGUAUUGAUGCUGCUGCAAGAACUGGGCAUGGUCACAUGGCACCUCAUCCAUCUUAUGCUACCCUCAAUACUUCUAUGGCAGCAUCGGAACCCCGACCGGUCAAUCGCCUACAGCCUAUCAAUAUCCGAGAUCACGAUCACGAUGGAGAUAUUGAUAUGGGUAUGGAUAUGGGUAUGGAUAUGGGUAUGUGUAUCCCAGAUGGAUCCUCGAUCAUCGACCUCAGUCCCAACACUGUUGCCAGUAACAAUGCGCCCAGUCUUGUAAGUGACGAUGGGGAAUAUGACGAAGGUGAUGAUGAUGCCGAGAGCGUAUCAUCCGAGGAUGCUGACGAGGGUAGUGAUGUCGCGGAAAUAGAUAUCGAGGAUGGUGAUGCCGAGAAGGUGGUAGGGAGAUCGGUGUUGGGAAGAGGAAGUGAUCAGGAUCGUGCUAAGAAAGAUGAUAAACAUGUUUCGUUUGUGAGGGAGGUGACUGAUGCAAAUGGGAAUGUAAUUGCAAAAGCAGAUGGUGCGAAUAUAAAGGCGAGAUCGAGGCAAUAG